AUGCUCCAACGAGACCUGUCUGCAGAGUACCUGCUCAACCAAGAGGGAACAGUGUCCCCAGGCAGGACAGUCAGUGCUGGAGCUGGUGUUUGCUCUUGCUCAGGGCUUGACGGGAAUGUAACUGCUCCUCUAAAGGAUCAAAGUAUUCGUUAUAGUUUGGAUGUUAGUGUGGACGAAGUGAAAGCCUUAGCAUCUCUAAUGACAUACAAAUGUGCUGUGGUUGAUGUGCCAUUUGGUGGGGCAAAGGCUGGUGUCAAGAUCAAUCCCAAGAACUACACAGACAAUGAAUUGGAGAAGAUAACAAGACGGUUUACCAUGGAGCUGGCAAAAAAGGGCUUUAUUGGACCUGGUGUUGAUGUGCCUGCUCCUGAUAUGAGCACAGGGGAGAGGGAGAUGUCCUGGAUUGCCGACACCUAUGCCAGUACCAUAGGACACUAUGACAUCAAUGCACAUGCCUGUGUAACUGGUAAGCCCAUCAGCCAGGGUGGGAUCCAUGGGCGUAUCUCUGCAACUGGCCGCGGCGUCUUCCACGGAAUUGAGAAUUUCAUCAAUGAAGCCUCCUAUAUGAGUAUAUUAGGAAUGACUCCUGGAUUUGGGGAUAAAACAUUUGCUGUUCAGGGAUUUGGUAAUGUGGGCUUACAUUCUAUGAGGUACUUGCAUCGUUUUGGAGCCAAGUGUGUUGCUGUUGGAGAGUUUAAUGGUUCUAUCUGGAAUCCUGAUGGGAUUGACCCAAAGGAACUAGAAGAUUACAAAUUGCAACAUGGAACAAUCAUGGGCUUCCCUAAAGCACAAACACUUGAGGGCAGUAUUCUGGAAACAGACUGUGACAUUCUGAUCCCUGCUGCCAGCGAGAAGCAGUUGACUAAAGCAAAUGCUCACAAGGUUAAAGCAAAAAUUAUUGCAGAAGGUGCCAAUGGGCCUACAACUCCUGAAGCUGACAAAAUCUUCUUGGAGCGGAAUAUCAUGGUUAUCCCUGAUCUUUACCUGAAUGCUGGCGGUGUAACAGUAUCCUAUUUUGAGUGGCUGAAAAACUUGAACCAUGUCAGCUAUGGUCGCCUGACUUUUAAAUAUGAAAGGGAUUCAAACUACCACUUACUCAUGUCUGUUCAGGAAAGCUUGGAAAGAAAAUUUGGGAAACACGGUGGAACUAUUCCAGUUGUGCCUACAGCAGAAUUUCAAGACAGGAUAUCGGGUGCAUCUGAAAAAGACAUUGUCCACUCUGGGUUGGCUUAUACUAUGGAGCGUUCUGCCCGGCAAAUCAUGCGUACUGCCAUGAAGUACAACCUGGGUCUGGACCUGAGAACAGCUGCCUAUGUCAAUGCAAUUGAGAAGGUCUUCAAAGUGUACAAUGAGGCUGGCCUGACCUUCACAUAAACAGGCCCUUACCGCUCCUUGUUGUUCCAUCCCUCUUGCCAUUAAUGUACCCUCUUCUUGAGAAAGCUUAUCACAAGUUUACAUGUAACCACAAAAUUUUCUUUUCUUCUGACAUUAUAGUGGAUCUAUUCUCAAUUAGUUUCAGUCCAAACUAGCCCCUUUUUGUUUUUUUUACAAUAAAAAAAAUCCAUGGAUUAGGAAAUUGUAUACAAGUAUGUAUCUGAAGGUAACAGUUCAGCUGCACUUGUGGGGGCUGUUCUGGGUAUUUUGCCUACAAAACAAAAUGGUACAUGUAUGAAAGAGUGGUCUUGCCACCUGAGCCACUUCUCAGACUUCAGAUCAGAUACUGUACUAAAUGAGCACUUAGCUCAUUAUUACUUCAUGCACUUUUGUUUAAUGAUAUAAUUUUGGCUUUGGCACUUUCCAUAAGGCCUUGUAUGAUCAAUGCUGUGGCAUUGUCAAAGAAAGAAUGGGCCUCCAGCAGGGAUUAACUUUGAUAGAAGUCUAAUUUUUAUUUGUAGUAAAGCUACAGGCCUGAUUCUCUUUAGGCAAUGUUUUUUCUUUAACUGUGCUGCUGUUAUAGGACUGCCUUUUAUUGCUUAAGCUAGACUAUCACCAUGAGGUAUGUAGAGGUGUUAUUUUUAUAAGCUGACACUAUUGAGCAACUCUAGUUAUGUUUUAAAUCAAUUAUCUACGUAACUAUUCUGACUAUAGUUUCCUUUUUUUUUUUAAAAGGGAUACUCUGAAUUUGGUAAGCAAUCAUACUUAGCUUUUUUUGGAAUUCUUUUUCAGUCUUUUCAGAGGCUUUCUGAAAAUGAGAUACUGCCUCAAUGAACAACUAAAGUGAAAGUGAACCCAGAAAUCAUUGGCUAAGCUACAGAGGAGCUAGGAUGCUGCUAUAAACUUAAUCCACUGUCUCAGCACACACAGCCUGUUUUUUGACAUUGGGAGGUCUUGAAAGUUUUGAACACUUAAUACAACAAAGUGGACCUCAACACAAUAUUGGAUCAAGCAUAAUUUUUAAGAUGUAAGGCUUUUUGUCCAGUGGAGUCCCCUUGAAGUGCCAGAUGUUAUUUAUGUAAUGAAUAUGAAUGGGUUUUUUUUAAAGACAACUAGGCCCUCCCAGAAACUCAUGCUUUUUUUCUAACUACUUUGUAACUGCAUAACAUAACCUGGAGAGAAGAGCAGUUAUUAAAAAGGUUGACUUUUCCAAACC
Molecule: messenger RNA, 2590 nt
Organism: Chaetura pelagica (chimney swift)
Lineage: Eukaryota; Metazoa; Chordata; Aves; Apodiformes; Apodidae
Gene: GLUD1
Product: glutamate dehydrogenase 1
Exons: 13
Coding region: 1-1374 (457 amino acids)
Biological process (GO): L-glutamate catabolic process
Cellular component (GO): mitochondrion
Molecular function (GO): L-glutamate dehydrogenase (NAD+) activity
Source: RefSeq, a predicted model, not a curated record